Molecule: messenger RNA, 3041 nt
Organism: Polyodon spathula (Mississippi paddlefish)
Lineage: Eukaryota; Metazoa; Chordata; Actinopteri; Acipenseriformes; Polyodontidae
Product: protein NATD1-like
Exons: 3
Coding region: 80-466 (128 amino acids)
Source: RefSeq, a predicted model, not a curated record
AGCACGACACCUGUGUACACAAUAAUAUGUUUAGUAAUCCGGAAACCAAAUUCAGAUUCAGCUGUGACGUUUUGUAAACAUGGCUUUAAAGUCAUUUUUGUCCAAAACAAAAAUAUUUAGAAAAUUUGAUUUUUUGAGCUGCCGUUCUUCUUGCAGUCCCAGUUCAAGUAGUAUUUUUACAGUAAAACACGAUCGGGAAAAACAGCGCUUCACUAUCAAGCUGGAACAUGAUACUUCAGAGCAGGCCGUGCUGUAUUAUGAGUACACUGGAAAUAAAAAAGUAAACCUUCUGUCUACAGUAGUACCCACAGAAUUCAGAGGAAAAGGAAUUGGAAAACGUUUAGCUGAGGCUGCCAUGGAUUUUGUUGUUGAAGAGAACCUAAAGGCAGAUGUAAGUUGCUGGUAUAUAAAGCAAUAUGUUGAAGAAAACCCUCUCCCGAACUACAAGGAUCACAUUUCAAACUGAAUGUCAUCACUGCAACAUGGAACAAGUUACUAAGAAUAGCAGUCUCUGCUGGGAAGAUCACUAUCUAUACACAGGUGUUAACAGUUAGAAUGAGUUUCAAAGAACAGCUGCAGUUUAAAUUGAUUUUAAAAAAGGAUUCCAGAUUAAAUAAAUUACAAGUACUGUACUAACUAAUGUCUAGGAAGAGGCUGAUUUGUGUACCGUUUUAAUUCAUGUUCCAUUUUAUAUCCUUUUUUAGCUAAGAAGAAAAUGUGAAAAAGACUGCUGUGUCAUACUGUACGUAAUUCAAGCGCAGCAAGAUAAUUAUAACUUUAUUAAAUGUACACUGUUUUCUAGCUCGAUACAAAAUACCGCUGGGGUGGCUCACUACAGAAGAUAGAAAUGUGGUUUAAUUAUAAUCUAAUUUAUGAUAAAAAAAAAAGUUUAUAGUUUACAGAUCACAUAUCCAUUUUGGUUUUGUUUAACUUAAUAAAUCAAACUUUAGUAUUGAAACUAUAUUAAAUAGUAUUGAGAAUUACACACUGACAGAAUACUAUGUAAAUACAGUACUCUGUAUCAUUAAAAUUUAUUAUAUUAAAUUACUGGUUGAAUAGCUGGGGUUAAUUUUAUUUAUUGUAGAUUUUAAUCCAGCGUGCUAACAAAUGUGUGUAAUCCCAGGCAAGGGUUGUACUGUAUAUUCCCGUGUUUGGGUAUAAUCUGAUAAACUGUUGAUUUUAUACAAGUGGUCACUUCAAUAUUGUGAAUUUAUUAAAGGAAAUGCUGUAGCCAACAUAAAGCAAUGCUAAAUAUGUAGUGACAUAAACAGACCAUCUUUAGUGAUAGGUAAUUCUUUUACCACUAGGUGGCACCAGAGUACACUGUUUGCUGUUGUGGCACUAUAAUAGGGUUGUCAAUAUAGUUAUGCAAUAUCCAGUUAUCAUUCAUUAAAAUAUUUAUCUAUUACCAUAGAAGAUACAACUAAACAAUGUGAUAAUGCAUUAAACAUAAAUCAAGAAAUUAGAUUGUUGUGGAAAAUUCAAUAUUACGCAACCAUCACAUUGACUGAAUCCAUGACAUAAGAUACCAUAGUAGUAAGACAUGUGUAAUAAUGCUGAUGGUUACAUUUUGAGCCUAAUAAUAAUAGCUGUUUAAAUCUGAUUGAGUACCACAUAAGUAUAAAUUAUACUUUGCAAGAGAAAGAUACUAUUUGAAUACAAUUCAAUUACUAAUACAAUACAAUUCUUUGCCAUCAAUGGCAACACUUUAAAAAAAAAAAAUUAACAAAUACUGUUUUUAAUGAUAUAAUAGCAGCCUGCCAUUUGUUCAUACUAUUGUGGCACUGCUUUAAUAAAAAUAUGAAGUGGUCAGUGGAACAAAGUGCUAAAACUAGCAAUUGCUUGUCCUGUACUGUUGCCUCUUUCAAAACCAUUACAUGUGGUGACCAUCUUUUGAUAAGGGCACUGUAGCAAUCUAAUGCAUCUGCACUGACGAGAAUGUCCAAGCUUGGCUGUAUUAUGUUUAUCAAAGAUGCCUAAAUAAUUAACUUCAAUUAAAUGACUCUCUCCAAAAGAGGGGAGAGAUUGUAUCUGCUAAUUGUUUUAAGCUUGUACUUGAUUUAUUUCCAGGUUACAGUGAUUUAAAAGCAUUUGUGCUCAAUAUGUUACAUUUGAAAUGUUAUAAUGGUCCUCUUCAUUGUUUUUGCUGUUCUUUUAUGUCUUUUCCAUGUCUCUUAGUAACUACCUUCUUGUGGAUCCUGGUACAAAAAAUACAUGGCGGUCGAAAUCCGGACAGGGUCAACACCCACUAACAAAGUCUAAAACCUUUACAGUAAAAUACAAAAAAGCCCAUAGGAAUUAUACCAUUACAAUACAGUAUUAUUCUGAGGGAACCAUUAUUAAAGUACAACAUCACCAGAAUGGCAACACAAUGGAAUUAUAGAACUAAUACACAGUUGUAUUGAUAUGAUAGUGUAUUGAUUAACACUGUUGUUUUACCAUUUGUACAUGUAAAUAGGAAAAUGUUCCCACUCUACAAAUGUGGCAUCAUCCUACCAAUGGUACUAUAGAACUGUUGUCAUUGCAGUGCCACGCUACAAGCUCAUGUGGUAACCCGCCUUCUUUUUAAAAACGCUUUGGGGGUGUUGCUCAAUAAGUGGUACAACCUCAGUACUUUCUAGAAAUCCAUAUACACAGCACUGGUCAUUACAGCUUACUCAUCACCUGCAUUUAUGUUUUAUUUUAUACUGUACAAAUGCACUGCUGCCGUCAUCUUACAUUAUGAGUCACUUGCUUCUGUGUGCAAUUUACUUUAAUUAGUACAGUAGUUGAUUUGCCAUGUUUUAAAGAAAUAUGCCAUAGUGGAAUGUAUACAGUGUGGAACGCCAUGUUCCGACUACUCAGACUCUCACUACUAGACUGUUAAAUCUUUGUAUACUGCACUAUUGUAUGUGCUUCUGUUUCUUUGUAUCACAUUGCCUCUUAGUAUAAUUUUUUUCUCUCCAAUUUAUAAUGUUCAAUUAUGUUUGAAAUUAAACAAUCUUUUUAAAAUGUGGAUCAAUUCCAAAAUGCUUAGCCAAUAAAACAGUUUUAAAUUGAAA